ACCGUAAAAAAUAAAUCUCGGUUCUCCUUCGGUCCUUCUUAAACUUAGACAAAACUUCCCAAUAAUUACAUCCGUUUACCAAGGAAGUAAACCUGUCUUGGGAAGAAAGAAAGUAAAAAAAUCUGAAAAGGUUUUAGCAGGACCAUCUGAAGGUUAUAAGAAAGAGGCUGCUUUUCUUGCAGUCUGCAGAGGAAAGGUUUCUGAAGGCAUUGAUUUCUCUGAUGAGAUGGCUAGAGUGGUUAUAGUUGUUGGGAUUCCCUUUCCAAACAUAAAUGAUAUUCGAGUUGCACUUAAGAAGAGGUUCAAUGAUUGCUAUAAGCACUCAAAAAACAUUCUUAGUGGUAGUGAUUGGUACUGUCAGCAAGCAUUUCGAGCUGUUAAUCAAGCUACAGGUCGCUGUAUUCGACAUAAAUUUGACUAUGGGGCCAUCAUUUUUUUAGAUGAGCGGUUCUGUGAGGCAAGAAAUAGGGCAUACAUUUCAAAGUGGUUGCGAAAUUCGAUUAAAGAAUAUGAAUGCCUUGAUGAUGCAUUGGACAGGUUGAAAUUCUUUUUCAGAGACAUCAAGGAACGUAAUGGGAGGUCAAUUGAUGCCACCACCCAAAGCUCUGUUGCUAAUCUUGUGGAUAAGCCUUCGUCAAGUAAGAUCCAAGUAGUGAGCCUUGGUAUUCAGAGUUUUAAGUCUACGAACGAAGAGAACUCUAAAGACAAUAGAAAACACAUUGAUCUGGAAUGUGAUUCUCCAAAUAGAUCCAGCCUUAGGUGCUCCAAAGAAGCACUGAUGGCAGCUUUCAGUAGUGACUCUGAAGAAUCAACUUUUUUUAAGAGAACUCCUAGGGCCAGUGGCACUGUUCAUUCAACUUCCCCCGAAUCUUUCUCCAAAGAAUUUUCCAAUUCAUCAUUCAUUCAAGCAUCUGUUGGAAAUAUAGACAACUCAGCAUGUCGUAAUACUACAUCCAUGCAAGAUCUAAAUUGUUUGACUAGCACCCCAGAAAAACAUCUUUGUGCGUUGGGUAAUUGUAUAACUCCUGAGGUAGAAUCAUCUAUAAAUUCUAGUGUAAAUUCGCGUUCAGAGAAAAGAAAAAAACACUUCGAUUUAUCAUUCGUUCGCCAUUUUGAGGCAGACAAAGUUGAUUCUACAGAUUCCACCGCUCCAAUUGAUUGCUCUGAGCCCUGGUUAAGAGAGAUCAAAGGUGAAAACAUGGGUAUUGAUAGUGAUUCAUUGAUCAGCACAUCGGAGGACUACAGAUCCAUGUUUCGUACCCUUGCCAUGGACAAUAAACUACAGCUUUUUUGCUCAAGUUGCAAACGUGCAUUGGGUCUUCCUCAUAACAACUUCAUAGUUAAUUGUUCAAUGACUUCAUUAACAAAGGUUCACUUAAAAACACUUUGGCAGAGGAAACUUGAUCUUGAUUUGGGAGCAACAAGCAUCCCUAUUUUGAUUUCCGACAUUGGAUCAAUUGAUCAACAAAUCUACAAUAGAACUUGUGAAAGCAUUUCUGAUCAGGAGAUUUGGUGUAAGGAUGAUGGAUGUGUAUUCAAAACUGUUUUCUGCCCUUUCUGUGACAAGCCCACCAAUUGCCUUGGUGUACAAGUCACAGCUGCUGAUGCUUCAAAUAUCCAAUUUCUUAACAAGAUACUAUUUUUUUCAGAUUCCCUCUUGAUAAAGACCACGGAAGCAUCAAAAGCGGUAUUGUCGCCAUGCCCUGGCUCUAGCACCAGUGGGAAAGCUGGUCCUUGUUCCAUUGAGAAUUUCUCUUCCCCUCCAUAUAAUAAUCCGACAUGGUCGAGCACCACUGCGAAGACUGAUCCCAGUGCCAUUGAGAGUUUCUCUUACACUCCUGAUAAUACAAAAGCAACAGGAUGGAGGACUACAAAGUCUAAGAUGCGGCUUCCAAAGAGAGGCCGGCUUUAAGUGCUUUGUACAUGCUAUGCGGGGCUGGAAAUACCGCCACCACGACAAUUGCUGUUGAUUCAAGCUCUUCCUAUGUUUAUCAUUCUUUUUUCCAGGCAAUGCAGGAUUCAGAUAUGCAGCGCAUGUGCUAAUUUAGUUCCCUAUUGAAUAUUUGUUUACUUGCAUGGUAUCAUUCAUUAUUUGAUAAAAUGAUGUUUUUUACUUCUUUUUUGUACUCCUUUCGUUCCUAAAACUCUUCAUAUUUUGACUUUUUUAGUUGAAUAGUAAUACUUUUUUAUUACAAAUUGUGAGAAAAGUAUAUUGAAUUAUAAUAUAAAUUUAAUAUAAUCGGGUUCAGCUU
Cuscuta campestris is the source of this 2252-nucleotide messenger RNA. The record is from the annotation of a GenBank genome assembly. Lineage: Eukaryota; Viridiplantae; Streptophyta; Magnoliopsida; Solanales; Convolvulaceae.